AUGCACACGACAAAAGCGAUCAUUCGCAGGUACGCAGGCCGACUUUUACACCUCUACCCACGCCGAAAUGCUUCCUUCGACGAGCAUGCAGAUGCACAGAUAUACCGCGUCGAUGCCAGGAGUAACGAAGAUGAACAUUCGGACGAUCACGUCCACCAACGUGUCAAAGCCAGCAAGGAGAACUAUGAAAAUUUCAACAUCACACUUCCCACGAAUGAGAUUGAUGCCCUCGAUUGGGCAUACGACAUAUCGAGUGACUGCCACUACGAAGCUGAAGAUCCCGAACAAGAGCUUUCAGUGACCCAAGAGAGUGUCGAAAAGACCAUCGAGAAGUACCCAGAGGUAGUAACACGGAACAGUGAUCGGGACAAUCAUGUCCGCAAACGUGUCGAGCCCAGCCGGAAAACCUAG
Molecule: messenger RNA, 411 nt
Organism: Exophiala viscosa
Lineage: Eukaryota; Fungi; Ascomycota; Eurotiomycetes; Chaetothyriales; Herpotrichiellaceae
Exons: 1
Coding region: 1-411 (136 amino acids)
Source: RefSeq, a predicted model, not a curated record